AUGGCCGCCUCAUCCACGUCACCAAUCACCACGCGUAAGGCUCGACUUGAUGAUGCCACUCACGUCACCCACCUCGGUGCCCAUGUAUUUACAGUCACUUACGGACACUCACUCGCGGCAGAGGAGCUUCAAGCCUACCUCGAUGAAGCUUACAGUGUCGAAGCCUUCACCAAAGACAUUGUUGAUCCGAACAAAGACCUGAUCCUUGCCGUGAAUUCUGAAGGCAUCAUUGUCGGCUUCGCUCUUUUGACUCGUGGCUCAAGCGAACCUUGCAUCGCUCAUUUGGAGAGAUAUGUCGAACUGCAACGCUUGUAUGUGAGCACUGCAUACCAGGGUUACGGAGUUGGCAAGAUCCUGGCUAAGCAGUUGGAGGCCAUGGCGCGCGAGCAAGGGUUCAAGUACAUGUGGUUGGGUGUGUGGGAGGAGAACCACAAGGCUCAGAAGGUGUACGAGAAGCUCUGCUAUGAAUUGGUUGGUGACCGCGACUUCGUCGUUGGCGGGGUUGUGCAAACCGGUCUUAUCAUGCUGAAAGAGCUGUGA
Messenger RNA from Exophiala viscosa, 540 nucleotides. RefSeq names its product acyl-CoA N-acyltransferase. The record is from RefSeq and is a predicted model, not a curated record. Lineage: Eukaryota; Fungi; Ascomycota; Eurotiomycetes; Chaetothyriales; Herpotrichiellaceae. The coding region runs from base 1 to 540 and encodes 179 amino acids. The transcript has a single exon. Gene Ontology annotation, molecular function: protein-N-terminal-alanine acetyltransferase activity.